CAGUUUAUACCUAUAAACUCUAUCUAGUGCGAACUGACAGUAUUAGUUCAUAACAGUAGUAUUAAGGACUUUUAUAAGUAAAAAUGUGAAUAGUUAUUUCUAUGAGAGUGGUGAAAAGUUAGUACCUAUGGACGGGGUAAGGUGAAUGUCCUGUGAAACAAAUUCGAAAAUAAACGGCGGCCUUGAAAAGUACGGAAGUGUUCAAAAUAAAUCUAAUGUAUUGAAGUUUUCAAGUGUGGUGUUUGCUGUUGGUAUUAUAGCUGCAGCGUCAUCACAUACGAGGAAAUCAUGGGGGUCACUCUUCAAAUCAUCGGCACGACGAUAAUAUGCCUUUCCUGCGCAAACAUGGGUAUAUUGAUGGCAUGGCCAUCGUCCACCAUCCUACUCUUCAAGUCUGAAAACACAACUCUUCACCGGCCGAUGAGAGCAGCAGAAGUGUCACUCCUCGGCAGUCUGCCUUCCAUAGGAUGUCUGAUAGCCAACCCUAUAGCUGGGCUGGUACUAGACAGGUUGGGUAGAAAGAAAUCAGUCACAUUAUCUUCUCUUAUUUUCGUGAUAGCGUGGUCAAUAAUAGCUCUAUCAAGUCAAGUAGAAGUGAUUCUUACUGCGAUGUUCAUAGGAGGUCUCGGGUUCGCCGUGUUCCUGGAAUCUACUAUUUAUAUUAGCGAGAUAUGCCAGGAUUCCAUAAGAGGCACAAUGACAUCAGGGCCGAUGCAGUUCUAUGGGUUUGGGAUCCUGGUGUCCUACUUCCUGGGUGGAUGCCUGACGUACCACCACAUGGUGUACGCCUGCCUCUCACUCUCCGUGGUGGGCGUGCUGCUGCUGUCCGUGCUCAAGGAGUCACCACUGACACUGAUGGCUAAAGGACGUGAAGAGGACGCUGCAAAUUCGAUAGCGUUUUAUAGAAGCGAAAAGACGACAUCUAAAGAAGUUUUGCAAGAAAUAGACAAACUGAGGCGGAUCUUCAAUGUGAACGGAGAUGAUGUCCAAGCCUUGACAACGAUCGAUGAAAGCUUAGCACCUUUGCCAAAGAAUAAGAAAGUGUCUUGUUGGCAAUUUUUCAAAAAUUCACCAUCGACACGACGAGAGUUUUACAUAAUAAUGGCCCUCAAAGUAGCGUACAUCAUGCAAGGACUACCAGUAGUUCAGGUUUACGCAGAGCCUAUGUUUGCCGAGGCAGUGCCCCGUGACGUCAUCUCGCCGAACCUAUGCAGCGUGCUCAUGGGAGUCGUCAUGAUUGUCGCUGGCAGUAUAUCUGCGUUCCUGACCGAUAUACUUGGGCGACGGCCACUGAUAAUUUACUCGUCAAUAGCUGCUGGUUUGUGCUGCGUGGUACUAGGAACGCAGAUCCUGACGGAGUGGGGUCCUACGUGGAUAAUUCCCAUGUUUAUUUACGUGUAUACAAUGUUCUAUACAUUUGGGGCUGGAACCGUGCCUGUAGUCAUUUUGGCUGAAGUGUUUUUACCUGAGGUAAAAAGCAUAAUGUCAAUGCUAGCAGUGGAGUGGUCGUGGACAAUGUGUUUCUUCGUCCAGUUCAUAUUCAACCUCCUAAUAAGUUCUGUAGGCCUGGUACCUGUCUUUUACUUCUUCGCUUUCAUGUGCUUUUCUACAGCAAUCUUCUUCUUUUACUUCUUGCCAGAGACCAAAGGACUGUCAGUGUAUGCCAUACAAGAAUUAUUUUCUAAGAAAUGGUUACGUUAAUUUAGUAUUUGUUUUGUUAAUAAGAAUUUAUUAUUAUAGACAUGUACAUAAUUUA
Messenger RNA from Spodoptera frugiperda (fall armyworm), 1756 nucleotides. Its product is annotated as facilitated trehalose transporter Tret1-like. Gene Ontology annotation, molecular function: transmembrane transporter activity. The record is from RefSeq and is a predicted model, not a curated record. The coding region runs from base 289 to 1701 and encodes 470 amino acids. Lineage: Eukaryota; Metazoa; Arthropoda; Insecta; Lepidoptera; Noctuidae. The transcript is spliced from 10 exons. Gene Ontology annotation, biological process: transmembrane transport. Gene Ontology annotation, cellular component: membrane.